UUCACAUCGAGGCUGGCUUCUCACUCGAAGCCUCGAGCUGCAUUCCUCUCCAUUCACACGAAGGGAGCCGGCGUGGUGAACGCACUAGUAGUCCGUGACGAGUGAAAAUGUCCUCAAGUUUUGGAAUUUAACCAUGGCAUGGAUAUCUAAUCCAAGGAUCACUUGAAUUUGGCUCUCACCCGUGCUGCUGUGGAUGAUGCUCUGGAUGAAACCUCAGAACACAGAGAGAAAGACACCGGAUAAAUAGGAGCUUUCCCCCUCUUCCCCUUAGCCCAUCCAGCCUCCUUCCAGGGGAAUAUAAGCUAGGACAUAAACAGAUCCAGACUAGGUGCCGGAGUGAACCCACCCACCUCCCCCAUCCCUUCCCCCAGACUUGUCUUCUGCAACCCCCAGAUAUGUGGCCCCUAUUGAGGUCACUCGUUGCCCCUCGCCUGGUGAACCUGCUCCUUCUGGGGGUGCUGGUCCUCUUGACAGUCCCGUCCUUGACCAGAGGUCAGCCCCAGCCCUUCAAAUCCUUCUCCCCACCAGACUGGGGGCUGACACACCUGGCCAUCCACAACAAGACGGGUGAGGUUUACGUUGGCACGGUCAACUGGAUCUUCAAGCUCUCUAGCAACCUCACCAAGCUGCGGAGCCACAUGACUGGACCCGUGGCGGAUAACGAGAAGUGCUAUCCCCCGCCCAGCGUCCAGUCAUGCCCCCACGACCUUGCCCAGACCACCAACAUCAACAAGUUGCUUCUCAUCGACUACGCCCAGAACCGGCUCAUCGCCUGCGGGAGCACCUCCCAGGGAAUCUGUCAGUUCCUCAGGCUGGACGAUUUGUUCAAACUGGGUGAGCCGCACCACCGUAAGGAGCACUACCUGUCCAGCGUGACCGAGUCUGGCACCAUGUCUGGGGUCAUCAUCACAUCCCAACACGGCCCCACCAGCAAGCUCUUCAUCGGCACACCCAUUGAUGGCAAGUCCGAGUACUUCCCCACGCUCUCCAGCCGCAAGCUGAUGUCAAACGAGGAGAACGCCGACAUGUUCAGCUUUGUCUAUCAGGACGAGUUUGUCUCCUCGCAGCUCAAGAUCCCUUCGGACACUCUCAGCAAAUUCCCUGCAUUUGACAUCUACUAUAUCUACGGCUUCAGCAGCGAACAGUUUGUCUACUACCUGACCAUGCAGCUGGACACUCAGCUCACUUCGCCUGAUGCCUCUGGCGAACAGUUCUUCACGUCCAAGAUCGUCCGCCUCUGUGUGGACGACUCAAAGUUCUACUCGUACGUGGAGUUCCCCAUUGGCUGCACCAAGGAUGGGGUGGAGUAUCGUCUCGUCCAGGACGCCUACCUUAGCCGUCCCGGCAAGCAGUUGGCUGACUCCUUAGGAAUUUCCGAAGACGAGGACAUCCUGUUCACAGUGUUCUCGCAGGGCCAGAAGAACCGGGCAAAGCCACCCAAGGAGUCAGCCCUGUGCCUGUUCACACUGCGCCGCAUCAAGGAGAAGAUCAAGGAGCGCAUCCAGUCCUGCUACCGGGGAGAGGGGAAGCUCUCACUACCCUGGCUGCUCAACAAGGAACUGGCCUGCAUCAACUCACCUCUCCAGAUCGAUGACAACUUUUGCGGCCAGGACUUUAACCAGCCUCUGGGUGGGACCAGCACCAUAGAGGGAAUACCGCUCUUCAUUGACAAGGAGGACGGCAUGACCUCGGUGGCCGCCUACGAUUACCGUGGCAACACCGUGGCCUUCACAGGCACACGCAACGGCAGAAUGAAGAAGAUCCUGGUUAACUCAGUAAGUCCCACACAUCCUGCUCUGCUCUAUGAGAACCUGGUUGUGAGUGAUGGCUUCAGCCCCAUCCUCCGAGACCUGCUCUUCUCUCCUGACCUCCAACACAUCUACACACUCUCCGACAAACAGGUGAGCAGAGUACCAGUAGAGAGCUGUGAGCAGUACACCACCUGUGGCCAGUGCCUGGGCUCCAAAGACCCCCACUGUGGCUGGUGUGUCCUCCACAACAUGUGUUCCCGUAAGGACAGAUGUGAGAGAGCAGAUGAACCCCAGCGGUUUGCCUCAGACCAGCGUCAGUGUGUGGAGCUCAGUGUUCACCCCAAGAACAUCUCUGUCACCAUGUCCCAAGUCCAGCUCGUGCUGGAGGCGCGUAACGUUCCUGACCUCUCUGCGGGGGUCAACUGCUCCUUCGAGGGUUACGUGGAGACGGAUGGGCACAUCCAGGGGAGCCGCAUCUACUGCCUGUCCCCCUCGGCCCAUAACGUCAUCCCCAUUACCCGAAAUAAAGGAGACAAGUGCAUGGUGAAGCUCUACCUCAAGUCCAAGGAGACGGGCAAGAUGUUCGCCGGCGUGGACUUUGUAUUCUACAACUGCAGCGUGCACUCGUCGUGCCUGUCGUGUGUGAACGGUUCCUUCCCUUGCCACUGGUGUAAGUACCGUCACAUCUGCACCCAGAAUGCCAACGACUGCUCCUUCCAGGAGGGCCGCGUCAACGUGUCCGAGGACUGUCCCCAGAUCCUGCCCUCUACCCAGAUUUACAUCCCUGUGGGUGUGACCAAGCCAAUCACCCUGGCCGCCCGCAACCUGCCCCAGCCCCAGUCUGGCCAGAAGAACUACGAGUGUGUGUUCCACGUGCAGGGAGAGAAGCAUAGCGUCACCGCACUGCGCUUCAACAGUACCAGCAUCCAGUGUCAGAAGACCUCGUAUAACUAUGAGGGUAAUGACAUCAGUGACCUGCCCGUGGACCUAUCUGUGGUGUGGAACGGCAACUUUGUCAUCGACAACCCCUUCAACAUCCAAGCCCACCUGUACAAGUGCCCUGCUUUGAGGGACAGCUGUGGCAUGUGUCUGAAGGCUGACCCCAGGUUUGAGUGUGGCUGGUGUGUCCAGGAGAAGAAGUGUUCUCUGAGGCAGGAGUGUGUCCCGCUGGAGAGUAGCUGGAUGCAUGCCACCACCGGCAACAGCCGCUGUGCCCACCCCAAGAUCACCAAGUUGUCUCCAGAGACGGGUCCCAGACAGGGUGGAACCAUGCUGACCAUCACGGGGGAGAACCUGGGUCUGCAGUUCAAGGACAUCCAGACGGGGGUCCGCAUCGGCAAGGUGGCCUGCACACCCGUGGAGGCAGAGUACAUCAGCGCUGAACAGAUUGUGUGUAAGCUGGCUGAUGCGACAGGUUACCGUGUGCAGGAGGCUCACGUGGAAGUAUGUGUGAGGGACUGCACACACACCGACUACAAAGUUGUCUCACCCAAGGCCUUCACUUUUGUGUCUCCCUACUUCACACGGGUACAGCCCUCCAAGGGCCCCCUCUCGGGGGGAACUCGCAUCACCAUUGAGGGGAGCCACCUCAACGCGGGCAGCGCUGUGGCUGUCAAGAUCGGCCUCCAUCCCUGCCGCUUCGAGAGGCGGAGUGCCAGGGAGAUGGUGUGUGUGACCCCGGCGGGUCAGAGUCCAGGAGGUACCCCCGUCAUGGUGGACAUCAACUCAGCUGAGCUCAGAAACCCAGAGGUCAAAUUCAACUACACCGAUGACCCCACCAUCUUUAAGAUCGAACCUGACUGGAGCAUCGCUAGUGGCGGCACCAUGUUGACCGUCACCGGCACCAACCUGGCUACCAUCAAGGAGCCCAAGAUGAGAGCCAAGUAUGGGAAAGCCCAAUCUGUCAACAACUGCACAGUGCUCAGCAACACUGUGAUGAUGUGUCUGGCGCCCUCUCUGGCCUUCUCUGAGAAGGGUUUCUCAGAGACAGGCAGCAAUCCCGACGAGAUCGGCUUCGUCAUGGAUGACGUGCGCACCACGCUUGUGGUCAACGAGACGUUCAGCUUCUACCCAGACCCUGUGAUCGAGCCGCUCAGUUCCACGGGGCUGCUGGAGCUCAAGCCCAGCUCCCCGCUCAUCCUCAAGGGUAAGAACCUGAUCCCGGCAGCCCCUGGUAACUCUCGUCUUAACUACACGGUGCUGAUCGGUGACACGCCCUGUGUCCUCACCCUGUCAGAGAGCCAGCUGCUCUGUGAGUGGCCCAACCUCACCGGAGAACACAAAGUUACCGUACGUGUGGGGGGAUUUGAGUACUCCCCCGGGACCCUCCAGAUGUACUCUGACAGCCUGCUCAGCCUGCCUGCCAUCAUCGGCAUAGGAGGGGGCGGUGGCCUGCUCCUAUUGGUCAUCAUCGCCGUGCUCAUCGCUUACAAGAGGAAGUCACGGGAUGCCGACCGCACGCUGAAACGCCUUCAGUUACAGAUGGACAACCUGGAAUCUCGAGUGGCGCUGGAGUGCAAGGAGGCCUUUGCAGAGCUGCAGACAGACAUCCAUGAGCUGACCCAGGAGCUGGAUGGAACGGGAAUCCCCUUCCUGGAAUACAGGACCUACGCCAUGAGGGUCCUCUUCCCCGGCAUUGAGGACCACCCUGUGCUCAAAGAGAUGGAGGUCCAGGCCAAUGUGGAGAAGGGUCUCACCCUGUUUGGCCAGCUGCUCACCAAGAAGCACUUCCUGUUGACCUUUAUCCGCACGCUGGAAGCCCAACGCUCCUUCUCCAUGCGCGACCGCGGCAACGUGGCAUCGCUGGUCAUGACGGCGCUCCAGGGAGAGAUGGAAUACGCCACAGGGGUGUUGAAGCAGCUGCUGUCCGACCUCAUUGACAAGAACCUGGAGAGCAAGAACCACCCCAAGCUACUGUUGAGACGGACGGAGUCGGUGGCUGAGAAGAUGCUCACCAACUGGUUCACGUUCCUUCUCUACAAGUUCCUCAAGGAGUGUGCUGGGGAGCCUCUGUUCAUGCUGUACUGUGCUAUGAAGCAGCAGAUGGAGAAGGGGCCUAUAGACUCCAUCACAGGAGAGGCGCGCUACUCCCUUAGUGAAGACAAGCUCAUCAGACAGCAGAUUGACUACAAGACCCUGACCCUGCACUGUGUGAACCCGGAGAACGAGAACGCCCCGGAGGUGACGGUAAAGGGGCUGAACUGUGACACGGUGACCCAGGUGAAGGAAAAGCUGCUUGAUGCUGUGUUCAAAGGAAGCCCUUACUCCCAGAGACCCAAGGCUUCAGACAUGGACAUGGAGUGGCGUCAGGGCAGGAUGGCCAGGAUCAUUCUCCAGGAUGAGGACGUCACCACCAAGAUAGACAAUGACUGGAAGAGACUCAACACACUGGCCCACUACCAGGUGACGGAUGGCUCAGUGAUAGCCCUGGUGCCCAAGCAGAACUCUGCCUACAACAUCUCCACCUCCUCCACCUUCACCAAGUCCCUCAACAGAUACGAGAGUAUGUUGAGGACGGCCAGUAGUCCAGACAGCCUGCGUUCUAGGACCCCCAUGAUCACGCCUGACCUGGAGAGUGGUACCAAGCUGUGGCACCUGGUCAAGAACCACGACCACUCAGACCAGCGUGAGGGCGACCGUGGCAGCAAGAUGGUCUCUGAGAUAUACCUGACCAGGCUAUUGGCUACUAAGGGUACAUUGCAGAAGUUUGUGGACGACCUGUUUGAGACCAUCUUCAGUACGGCCCAUCGAGGCAGUGCCCUGCCGCUCGCCAUUAAGUACAUGUUUGACUUCCUGGACGAGCAGGCCGACAAGCACUGCAUCUCUGACUUGGAUGUACGGCACACCUGGAAGAGCAACGGUCUUCCUCUGCGGUUCUGGGUGAACGUGAUCAAGAACCCCCAGUUUGUGUUUGACAUCCACAAGAACAGCAUCACGGAUGCGUGUCUGUCUGUGGUGGCCCAGACCUUCAUGGACUCCUGCUCCACCUCAGAACACAAGCUGGGCAAAGACUCGCCCUCAAACAAGCUGCUCUACGCUAAAGACAUUCCCAACUACAAGAACUGGGUGGAACGGUACUACUCAGAUAUCUCGCGGAUGCCCGUCAUCAGUGACCAGGACAUGAGUGCGUACCUGGCGGAGCAGUCACGGCUCCACCUCAGCCAGUUCAACAGCAUGAGCGCCCUGCACGAAAUCUACUCCUACAUUGUCAAGUACAAAGAUGAGAUUCUGACGGCUUUGGAGAGGGACGAGCAGUCGCGGAGGCAGAGACUGAGGAGCAAGCUGGAGCAGGUCAUCAACACAAUGGCCCUGGCCAGCUGAGGACUGACCCUUGCUCUCCUCCUCAUCUCCAUCGUCCUCUCUUUCUCUCCUCACCCAGAGGAAUUUAAACUCAGACAGUGUGGUUUUCAAACCCCCCCUAAAACAUGUGAUGGAGCUACUGCAAAGGACAGAACAGGGGGCAUUCAGCAGUACUGGGCGGGUGUAUGUGUGUAAAUGCGUGUCUAUAUAUGUGUGUGUGUGUGUCUAUGUCAGACCAAGGCACUGGAUGUUUCGUCACACACACACCGAGAGACAGCAUCACCGGAAAGCAUUUUGAUUAUCGUCGCUGUUGUCAUGUUUUUGGUUAUUUUUUGUCGUUUUUCCUGAGUUUUGGCGUCACAAAGCCCUGUAUCGUAUAACCAGGAUGGGACAUUUGAAGUGGAAUUCCAUUUUGGCAUCACAAACAGGACAUAACAUUGUUUGGCAUCCUUGGGGCCAAUGGGAGAUAAGCUCCUCAGGUCACAUGUCUCCUGUUGGAAUCGAAGAUCAAUGACUUAACUUUUUUUUCUCCAUUUUUUGUUGUAUUAUUUUUUGUAAUAAACUGCCCACUGAUCUCUCGCCACCUGUGUUACUGCUGAAUUUGCACAAUUUACAAAUACAUUACCAAGGAAGGCUAUAUAGAUAUUAUAUAUAAAUACAACUAAAAAAUUUUAAGAAACAAAUAUCAGGGUUAAAACAACCCAUCAACAGCAAAACUUUGAUUUCAUAUUCCAGAAGAAAAAAAAAUCUACGUAGAAAAAAAAACGAAGAAAUAAAAAGAAACAAAAAAGUUGUGCUGUGCCAUGUUUUCUUUUGAUGUUGUUUAGUGAAAAUACAUUUUAUUAGAUGGAAUGUGUAUGAUUUAAAUAUGAACAUGCUUAGUGACUGAAAAAUUAUUGCCAAAGUAAUAAAAGAAAGGAAGGCACUUUGCCCCUUAGGGCCACCAUAGGAAGGCCAUCCCAUAAUAUUGUCACAUUUCUGUAAGGGAAUGUUGGACUGGAGCAGUGCUGCGGAAACAUUAGAUUGCAAAUCUGUCGUGCAUUUUCAGUUUUUGACAAGUAAACACAGACUCUAGCAAGCAUUGCUUCUUUUAAUAGACAGUUCUGAUGGAAUCUAGCAUGAAGGUUCAUGUUCAUCCUCCAGAGCUAAAGAAUGUGACAGCUUGUCCUACAGUGGUUGACCAAUAGAGAGCAUUGUACUACUUGAACCAAUUACAAUUGUUAGAUACUACUGCACUGUUGGAGCUAGAAAAACAAGCAUUUCACUACACCCACAAUAACAUCUGCUAAACAUGUGUAUGUGACAAAUAAAAUGUGAUUUGAUCUAUAGGCUACCCCACCACCAGUUAGCAUUACCACGUCUGAUGUCUUACCUGGUGGAAUAAAGGUUAAAGAAAUAGUUAAAUGUGAUCAGGGAGGGUUUUACUGAGCCUCUUAGUCUGAAACAACAAAGUGUGAGAAAGACAGAAAGCCUUUUCCCGCCCUGGGCCCUUCUUCCUCAUCUCUUCCCAAUGCUAUUCUGCAGAUAAUAAGCAAGGUGAUGGUAGUGUGGUAAAGACUGCUUCUUCUCUCCUAAUCCAGAGAUCGGAGACAGGCUGGGGCUUUAGCUCUCACCCAUAGGGUGGUCUGGACAGUAGAGGGGGGAGGCACCCUCCACUCAUUAGCAACACAAGGAUAAGUAAUCCCUUAUCUCCCCUGGUCCUUGUUUCUAUCUAAACAAGCCCACUUGCCAUGUGUGACUUAAGAUGUUUUUCAAAACUUCUCUCUUCUCUUGAGAGGUUUGUUUUUGGAGGUUUGAAUUUGUGGAGCGUUUCUUUUUCUUCAGUUUUUUUCUUCUGUUUUCUCUGCUUGCCGAAAACCAAACUGUGGUCUGUAAUGUAUUUUUGUUGAUGUUUGAUUUUGUAAAUUGUAUUUACUUUCGUUUUUUUGAUGAUGAAAUGAAAUGUAGCUUUUGGCAAAAAACAAUGUAUCAGGUUGUUUUCCUUGUUGUUUUUCUCCUCUCUCUUUUGAACGUGUAAAUUGUGCAUUACGCGGUACGCUGAAGAUGAAGAGACGUCUUCGGUUUAUCUGAAGUUUAAGUACUGUUCAUAAGGUUUAUUUUCUGAUCUCUACGAUCAGUGUAAAAUAUCACAUCAGAUAAGCAUCUGUGUCUUUUCCAGAUGGAAUCAGUGACUUGCUGCUUUAAUCCAUAUCUUAUUUUUUAUAUAUCAUAAAUGCUUUCGCAAUACAUUGUAUGCCAGGUUCCUUCCUAAACUCCUCUGAACAGAAAUAAAAACAAAACACCCCUUAAAUAGACAUGACACAUUGGUACAUCUCAAAUGACACCCUAAUACCUGUAUUGUACACUAAGGCCCUGAUCAAAACUAGUACACUAUAUAGGGAAUAGGGUGCCAUUUUGGACGUAGUCAUUGAUGUAUACAGCUGUACUGCAUUCCUGUUGUCUUUCUCUACGUAUCAGACCGUUAAUAUACAGGUGCUAGCCUGGUCCCGGAUCUGUUAUGUCUACCCAAACAUUUGGCAUGACAAUGACAAUAGUAGUUGACAAGACCGCACAAACAGAUCUGGGACCAAGCCAUGCAGGUGCUACUUAGUGAGCGAAAUAGAACCCCUAAAGGGACCACGUAUACGGCGUCCAUAUUGGGACAGUGUCAGCCUCACAAGAAGUAUGACGCUCUCCUAAUAUGGACACCGCACAUUUGUCAAAUACUAACGUGCUUGGACCAAGCAACACUUCAAAGUUAGCUUCUUUCAACAGACCAGGGUUCCUUUUUAAGCAACUGUGUGCCUGACUAGUAAAUUGUUGGUGAAAAAGCAUUACAUUUAGAAUGAGUCAUAAUUGGAACAUAAUCAGAAAUGUUUAAGUACUGUACGAGUUAAAAAAUUAACUCCCCAAAUAUGCUUAGUCCGCUUUACAGGGCUUUAAAAAAAAGAAUCCCUGAGUACACAACUUUCCCUUUUUGCUGCGCCUAUAUCUUUCAGUGCUUUUAGAUCACAAGUACAUUAAAUAGACUGGUCUCCAGAGCUCAGUGAUUUUGUUAAUAGCAGGCUUAUGAAUUAUCAGCAUCAUAACUAUGUCUGGGGAAAAUACAUUACACACUGGCAGCUUCCAAAUACUUUGUGUUUCUCUCAUCACUGCCCUGUUAUUUUUUUUAAGAAGACAACUUAUUCUCCAUUUCUCAGGAAAUUGCCUCUUGUUUGGAGAAAUUCUCUCUGCAUUGUAGUUCCGUUGUUUCAAUGUUCUGGCCUUGAGAUUUCAAUCAAUCUGCUUCAGAGGUUUAGGAGGUUCCUAAGUGAGACUCCUUCCCUCCCCAUCUCAUGAUUUGUCCCUGUUUGUUUGUUUGUAUGGCUAUUGAUUUGUUUUAUCAUUGAAGUGGUACGAUGUACAGCUUGUCCAUUUGAUGUGGGCAGGAGGAACCAAUGCUAAGACUUGACGCAGCCUGACAUGAGGCUGUCAUAGGAACAACAUAGUGCCUGUCAAAAUGGUUUGCGGCUAUCCCCACAUUAUGAAGCAUGAAUAAGAAAACACUAGAUGUUUGGUUGACCAUCUCAUGCCAUAUAACAGGAUUAUUUCUAUUGACAUACAUGUUAUGACGGCUUAAGGUCCAUCUCUCAUGUUAGCGGAUCAUGAACCGUUUAUGCCCAAACAGAUAAGGGACAUUUCCUGAACCCAGAUUGACUAUUCCUGGACUAAAAAGAUCUUUCAGAUGAACAAUGCAUGAACAUUUUCAAAUGAGCAGGAUUUUUAGACCAGGCUUAAAUGUGGUCUGGGAAUCUGUCCCAAAAUGACCCAUCCAGUCAUGCCUACUCAUACUAUUGCCUUCCCAUGCCCUGGUUAGAGAAGAUUCUAAUCAUUUAUUUUCCUCAUUUAUUUUCUAAUUGUGGCAAGAUCUCAGUAGCUGUACAUGUUCCAAAUGAAAACUACAUAGGAUCCAAGAAAGUACAAAUCGAUCAAUUUCAGAAAAACUGGCAGAGGAGUUUUUCCUACUUAUAAUAAUUCUGGUACGUUUUUAAGAGUUUGACUUGCAGCAACUGUCACAAGUGUGCAGGUUAUUGUUCAUUGUGUAAAUAUUCUGUUAUUUCCUAUUUUGCAGAUUUACUACUUGUAUAUAAACACGCAUCAAGGAGAGAUUAAACAUUUUUUUGCUAAAUAAAA
Salvelinus fontinalis (brook trout) is the source of this 10202-nucleotide messenger RNA. RefSeq names its product plexin-A1-like. Gene Ontology annotation, molecular function: semaphorin receptor activity; protein binding. The transcript has 32 exons. The coding region runs from base 396 to 6071 and encodes 1891 amino acids. NCBI's taxonomy places the organism in Eukaryota, Metazoa, Chordata, Actinopteri, Salmoniformes, Salmonidae. Gene Ontology annotation, cellular component: semaphorin receptor complex. The record is from RefSeq and is a predicted model, not a curated record. Gene Ontology annotation, biological process: regulation of cell migration; regulation of cell shape; negative regulation of cell adhesion.